AUGUCGAGCUCCCAGGCCACCCUGAGCGCGGUAACAGAUGAGCGCAAAGCGCGCCUCGCAAAGCUCAAGAACCUCAAGAGAAAACAGCCAGCAGACGAGAUUGUCGCGCCUGAGUCAGAACGCGCAGCCUCGCCUCCAACAGAGCCAGACGUCACAAGGCUGCACCUUUCCGGGCGCAACUACGAUCCAGAAGCGCGCGGUCCCAAGCUUGGCUUCGAAGCCCCCCCGACCCAAGACCUGGAAAAUCCUACACUCGAAGAGCUCGCGGCAGACAUUGAGGCGGAUGUAAAACAGACAGCAGCCGAAGAAGCGCAGGAUGAUAAAGGUAUCGAUCUGUUCAAGCUUCAACCAAAAAAGCCAAAUUGGGACCUGAAGAGAGACCUGGAGAAGAAACUGGAGAUUCUCAACGUUCGGACGGACAACGCCAUUGCGAAACUAGUGAGGGAACGCAUCACAGGUGCUCAGAAAGCGGCCACGCAAGCCAAGAGCGUCGAAGCGGGGAGUAGGGAGGGCGAAGCAGCCGGAAUCGAUGGCAUAGCAUUAGUGGAAGGAGUGCGCGUACGCGAGAGGGAAGAUGAGGAGGAAAGACGAGAGAUGGGAGGGGAAGAGUUUGAAGAUUCGGCUGUUUAA
Molecule: messenger RNA, 630 nt
Organism: Colletotrichum orchidophilum
Lineage: Eukaryota; Fungi; Ascomycota; Sordariomycetes; Glomerellales; Glomerellaceae
Product: cwf18 pre-mRNA splicing factor
Exons: 1
Coding region: 1-630 (209 amino acids)
Cellular component (GO): U2-type spliceosomal complex; post-mRNA release spliceosomal complex
Source: RefSeq, a predicted model, not a curated record